Anas platyrhynchos (mallard) is the source of this 588-nucleotide messenger RNA. It is a transcript of the gene NKX2-6, whose product is annotated as NK2 homeobox 6. Gene Ontology annotation, molecular function: RNA polymerase II cis-regulatory region sequence-specific DNA binding; DNA-binding transcription factor activity, RNA polymerase II-specific. Gene Ontology annotation, biological process: regulation of transcription by RNA polymerase II; cell differentiation. The record is from RefSeq and is a predicted model, not a curated record. Lineage: Eukaryota; Metazoa; Chordata; Aves; Anseriformes; Anatidae. Gene Ontology annotation, cellular component: nucleus.
AUGCUGCCCACCCCCUUCUCCGUUAAGGACAUCCUGGAGCUGGAGCGGCGGAGCGCCCCCGGAGCCCCCGGGGCUGGGCGCUCACUUUGCUUUGGGUUUUUGCUCCCUGCAGGGAAACGUUUGCUCGCCCACCCCUUGGAGGCAGAGGAGAAGCAAAGCGACCCUUGCAGCCACCCCAAGCAGCGACACCGGCGAAAACCCCGCGUUUUGUUCUCCCAGGCUCAGGUGUUUGAGCUGGAGCGGCGCUUCAAGCAGCAGAAAUACCUCUCGGCUCCCGAAAGGGAGCACCUGGCCAGCGUGCUCAAGCUCACCUCCACCCAGGUGAAAAUCUGGUUCCAGAACCGACGCUACAAGUGCAAGAGGCAAAGGCAGGACAAAUCCCUGGAGCUGGCAGCCCACCCGCUGCCACCGCGCAGGGUGGCGGUGCCGGUGUUGGUCAGGGACGGCAAACCUUGUUUUGGGGGGUCCCAGCCUUACCCAGCGCCUUAUGGCAGCCCGUGCCCCUAUAGCAGCUGCUACGGUGCCUAUAGCAGCAGCCCCUAUGCUGGGAGCUCUGGGGGGGGCUACGCUGGGGUGCUGGCACCGUGA